CAAACAUCAUUAAAAAAAUGUUUAAAAUGUUUACCCAGAUAUAAAACAGUAAUGUUUACAUCGUGUAUGUAAGUACUGCAUUUGAAAAUGUGUAAAGAUUCGUUACUUGAGAAGUGAAAUGUUAAAAGUAAAAAAAGCAAAAUUAUAUAGAAGUUUACGUUUUAAAUAUGGAAAAGAUUAAAGAAGACCUUCCUAACAAUCAAAACUACGUAUUUAAGAAGCACACCCCUUCGUUAUGUGCAAAUUCAAGUUUACUAGAAAAACACAAUGAGGAAAUUUUACUGAAUAUCCAACAAGAAGACAAUAAUUCCAAAAGUAAUGAAAUGAACGAAUAUAUACCACAAUGCAAGUUUAAAUAUCAAAGCAGUAUUAUUUUAAACCAAUUUGUGGAUUUACAAGAAAACGAAGUUAUAAACACUCAAAUGAAAGAAGCAGCAAUCGACACUUCAUUAAAAAAUGAAUUGUUGUUACUGAAUAAUCAGUUGAACGUAUACGAAAAAGAAAAGUUGAAACUAUUACAGGAAAAAGAACAACUUGAAAUAGAUUGUCAAAAUGAAAAAAUACUAUUAAAGGAGCUUGAGAACGAAAUGAUUAGCACAGGUCAAAUGAUAGGGGCACUGAAGGAGUUCUUUUCUGUUUUAGAAUGCAAUUACAAAAAUAAUUCAAAUGAUUUAAGUUGCUUGAAAAACUCUGAAGAUACAAUUUCUGACACGCACAAACAACUUUAUAAAGUAUUUAAUACAAAACAGACCGAAAUACUAAAAUCAGAAGAAGUUAUCGCUAACAUAGAGGACGAAAAUGAUCAACUACAUUUAGAAAUCAAAAAUUUUAGAGAAAAUGUAGACAUUUUGCAAAAUGUAUACAAUAGCAAAGAACAAAUUUAUUUAACCAUGAAAGAAGAAUACAAUCAGGAAUUAAGCAAACGCCAGGAACUUUUAAAUUCUUAUAAUACUGAAGAAAAGGUAAAUGAAAAGUUAAGAGAUUCUCUUAAAUCUCUUUGCGUAGAAGAUCUCAUUUCUGAACGAGAUAAGAAACAAAAGGAAUUCGAAAUAAAUUUACUAGCAAACAAGCAAGUUGUAGAGAACAUUUCUAACAAUCUACGGGUCUCUUCCGAGGACAAGAAGAACAAGGAACAAGAAAUGAAAAAAAUUCUUAAGGAAAUAACAGAAAAUAUUGGACUCAUUGAUGAAGCAGAAAAUGAAGUAGGUCAACUACAAACAAAAAUUACUGGCUAUGAGAGGAGCAUACGUGAAAUCCAGGAUAAGAACAACAAAAUAGUUCUUGAUCUGCAAAACGAAAUAGAAUAUACUCAAAGUAAACUUCGUGAAGCAAACAAUGCAAUUGAAGACGAAAAAAAAAUACAGGAAGCAUACAGCAUGGACCUUGCCUCUGAUCAAGACAAAAAACAAAAACUGAAUGGUUUGAUGGAAAAGCACUUCCAGUUAAAAGACAGAUUAAAGAUCACAAACAACCUCAAUUUGAAUAAAAUAGCAGAACUAAAAAAAAUGCAGGAACAGCUAAGAAAUAAAUUAACAGAGAACAACAAUCUUCUGUUGAUUUUACAAAAAGAAAAUUUGGAAGCAGAAAUUGCCUUCAAUCGAGAGAAAGAACAAUUGGAAAAAGAAAUAGACAUAAUGGAACAGAAAAACAAAAAAGAUAAAGAAGAACAAGAAAAUAAACUUUCUGUAAUCAAUAACGAGAUCUCCAUAUUUACUCGAGAAAAUGAAAGAGUUGAAAAAGAAAGACAAAAAAAAUUGCAACUGCUAAUGAAGCAGAACCCAGGCAUACUGGAAAAACUUAAGACAGACUACGCUGGAAACAUUAAAAAGAACGAAAAAAUACAGAAUGAAAUUAACAGAAAAAAACACCAACUAACCAUCAUUAAAAGCAAAAACCAAACAUUGUCCAAAGAAAUUCAAACAAUGAAAGGGGGAACAGCAAGAAAUCAGGUAAAAAAAUCAACUGCUGUAAAAGAAAAAGAACGACCAAAUUCUGGGAUACUAAAAAAACCUUUGCAAACUUCAAGAUCCCCUUACAAGAAAGUUACAUUUUCAACUACAUCCCAUGAUGUCCACAACAUCAGCCGCAGUAAGACUCAAAUAUCAGAGCAAAACACUACAUUACCAUCACAGUACGAAGAGUUCGAGCGCUUAUUUGAUACGUUAAAGGACUCUGACAAGGAAUAGACAUUAUUAUUUUCAGUUAUUGUUUCCAUUAAUAUUAAUUAUUUCGUUAUUUUCUAAUUGUUACAUUAAAAAUAACAUUUAUGUUUGCAAUUAAAUUAAUGUUUGUACAAUAAAGUUUGAUAAAAUGUUAAUGCGUAUUCAUUAUAUUUGGAGAGUGUUGUAGGGUGUAAAAUAAUGUAUUAAAUAUACUAACCAUAAAUCUAAAUGUAGUAGCGAAACUAGAAAUAGAAUACAGUGAGUUUGCUGUUUUCUAAAAAUUGUUUUUUAUUAAUUUCUUCUUCCCCUAUUUAUGAUAACAAUUCAUAGCAUUGACCCUUGAGCUUACAGGGCUAAAUACCUAAUACUAUACUCCUUUAGCAAUGAUUUUUUUCAAUGCAACUACACUUUACAAAAUACAGCUUCAGGACUAGUUUGUCCAUGCUUUAUUUUUAUAUAUGUAUUUUUAAGUAUGCUUUAUUACUGAAUAAUUAAUAUAAAAAUAGAAAGCCUAUUGGGCCAAUUUAACAUAAAUAAGUUGCAUUUCUUGUUUCAUGUAGAAUUAUACUUUAAAUACUGCAUGUACCCUACUAAAAAUUACAAA
Molecule: messenger RNA, 2766 nt
Organism: Agrilus planipennis (emerald ash borer)
Lineage: Eukaryota; Metazoa; Arthropoda; Insecta; Coleoptera; Buprestidae
Product: putative leucine-rich repeat-containing protein DDB_G0290503
Exons: 6
Coding region: 168-2186 (672 amino acids)
Source: RefSeq, a predicted model, not a curated record